Messenger RNA from Linepithema humile (Argentine ant), 3745 nucleotides. The record is from RefSeq and is a predicted model, not a curated record. NCBI's taxonomy places the organism in Eukaryota, Metazoa, Arthropoda, Insecta, Hymenoptera, Formicidae.
UGCGCACAUAUGCGCUUUACGGAACGCAGCCACAAAAUACACGGGAGUUGAUCAGCCCUGGCUUCUCUCUGUACAUACACUCACACCACGCGCGCACACAUACAUACGCAUGCAUGCACCACGCAUCGUUGACAGUAUUUUCGCAAGCGCAGUGCUGUUAAUUUGACAGUUUUGCUAGUUUCGCUCGUAAUAUAUUGCAAAUUCGACCGAGACUGACGUCUCUUUUCUUUAACAGCAUGUAUUGCUUUAAAGAACAACAAUAUGUUGACGUUUGAUACAAGUUACACAAUCCGUUUACUUGGCAAAAUCGCGAUGUAUUGGCUGACGUUUACGGUGUGACAUGUGUAGGGUGCAAAGUGAUAACAAUAGAUUAUAAAAAUGGUAUUUGGAUUUGAAAAAUGGCUGAGUGUUAGAUUUCACUCAAAAGUGUAAUCCAAAUUUCAAGUGCCACAGUUAUGUAUGUGCAAAUACUAGUAAUUUGCGGAAGAAGAUUUGGAUUUAAAUAUUGGAAAAUGCUUGUAAUGGAUGCUUGUAUACAAGAAAGAUAAAUAAUUGAAUAAGAUUUGCUGUGACAAAUAAUAGAGAUCAACAAAUAACAAUUAUUUAGUUUUGAAGCAUUUGUAUCAAUUGCUCGAUAUUAUGUCAGGAACUGGGUCUAUCAUAUCGCAAGCCAUUGCUCAUCUGCCAGAGAAAGAACAUGGAUUUGUCCCAACUGUAGACUAUUCUAGUAUCAGAGGAAAGAAUGUCUUAGUCAGCCCAUCUGAGGAUCAAUAUGAGCUAUUGUUGAGAAGGUUGAAUGAAAGGAUUCAGGAUGGAGGCAGCGAGACAAUUUUUGAUAUUGGUAUUGCUGAAGAUGGUUCCGAGGAUGGCUUAAAGGAAGAUGAGUAUGAAGCAUCGGUUGCUACUUUACAGUCUCUCGCUGCAACACUGGAAGCAGAUUGUGUGCUUCUACGGCAAAGUAAAGUGGAUCAUGGUCUUACGGGACAGUAUCUAGUGAGAAGACGUCUAGAUCAGCAAGAUUUCUUAGAGAUCAGAGUUGCUGUCGUUGGUAACGUGGAUGCUGGUAAAUCAACGUUAUUAGGAGUACUGACUCAUGGCGAACUCGACAAUGGACGAGGCCUGGCACGUCAAAAAUUAUUUCGUCAUAAACAUGAAGCCGAAACAGGACGGACUAGUUCUGUCGGGAAUGAUAUACUUGGAUUCGAUAGCGUCGGUAACGUAGUUAACAAACCCGAACAUGGAUCACUAGAUUGGGUAAAAAUAUGUGAAAAGUCCUCGAAAGUAAUUACAUUCAUCGAUCUCGCCGGCCAUGAGAGAUAUUUGAAGACAACUGUCUUUGGAAUGACUGGACAUGCUCCAGACUUUGGUAUGCUGAUGAUCGGAGCAAACGCCGGUAUUGUAGGAAUGACUAAGGAACACUUGGGCCUUGCUUUAGCAUUAUCCGUACCGGUAUUCGUUGUUGUAACAAAAAUCGAUAUGUGUCCACCGAAUGUCUUACAGGAAAAUCUGAAGCUAUUGAUAAGGAUCCUGAAAUCGCCUGGCUGUAGGAAAGUCCCAGUUACAGUAAAGACAUCUGAUGAUGUGGUAGUCAGCGCUACUAAUUUUGUUUCAGAACGGUUGUGUCCAAUUUUUCAAGUAUCUAACGUAUCCGGAGAAAAUCUAAAUCUUCUCAAGAUGUUUCUUAAUUUGCUAACUGCAAGAAUUACUAGUCAUGAUGAUGAACCUGCUGAGUUUCAAAUUGAUGACACAUACUCUGUACCAGGUGUCGGUACAGUGGUGUCUGGUACAACUUUGAAAGGUAUUAUAAAAUUAAAUGAUACUUUACUAUUAGGACCUGAUCCGCUAGGCCGUUUCACACCUAUAGCAGUCAAAAGCAUCCAUCGAAAAAGAAUGCCUGUCCGCGAGGUGAGAGGUGGACAAACAGCUAGUUUCGCCCUAAAAAAGAUCAAACGAUCGCACAUUCGUAAAGGCAUGGUAAUGGUCGCACCUGCGCUUAAUCCACAAGCCUGUUGGGAAUUCGAGGGUGAAAUUUUGGUACUGCAUCAUCCUACAACAAUUAGCUCACGCUAUCAGGCAAUGGUACAUUGUGGCAGCAUAAGACAAACUGCUUCUAUAUUGUCCAUGUCCCAGGAUUGUUUGAGAACAGGCGAUAAAGCUUUAGUGCACUUUAGAUUUAUUAAACACCCUGAGUACAUAAAACCUGGACAGAGAAUGGUGUUUAGAGAGGGUCGUACUAAAGCAGUAGGAAAUGUAGUGAAUCUUAUAUCACAUUCGAAUAAUACAACCACACAGGCAUCCAGAAAUAAUAAACCGAAUAAAACAUCGCAGGGUCGGCAGAACACAAACAUGCAGACAUCGGAAAUAACUGAAGCCGACUCGAUGAUCGAAGCGCAAACGGCCAAACAAGAAAAUGUUCCGCAAAGAUCUGGAUUAAAUCAGAACAAAAAAGGCAGAGGUCGAAAAGGAGGACGAUCUCAUAAUGCUAUCAACAGUAUUCAGCCUUUAGCAGAACAAAAUCCUGCAAAAGUAUGAGAGCUAUCAAUGUACAAAGAACAUAAUAUCAAUGCUCUUAUAACUUUCUACUGCGUACAAGUUUCUCAAAGUGAUACAACGCAAAAUUGUAAAAUUCUUUUUUCCAAAAGUAAGAAAAAAAUACUUUAAAAAGAAUAUACAAACAUAUAUAUUGUGCUAUAAAUUAGAGUACAAACACUCUUUCACAUUUCGACUUAUUAAUUACAUCAAAAAGAUAUUCUUUUAAAAAUAUGACAAGAUACAAUAACGAUAUUUAUGAAUCAUUUUAUUUUUCUAAGAGACAUAUAUGUCUUACAUCAGUGUUAUAUACAGAUUAAAAAAGCAUUAUACGGAGCAUAUGCACAUUAGAGUGGAACGAAAAAAAUGAAUUUUGAGAUAUCGUUUUACAACUUAGAGAAAAGUUGUCUCUCGUAUGCAGUAAACUACGUGCAAAAUUUGAGCGAAAUCGGACAACACUCUCGCCACAAAACAGUUGUGUAUGUGCACGCGCGCGUGUGUGUAAUAUAAAAUUGACCGUUUUGGGGCGAGAUUACUGCAUAUGAGAGGCAACUUUUCCCGAAGUUGCAAAACGAUAUUUUAAAAUUUUUGUUUCGUUCUAUUUUUAUACUAUAGAUAAAACUGACCGUUUUGAAACGAAAGAUAUUGUCCGAUUUCGCUCAAAUUUUGUACAUAGUUUACUGCAUAUGAGAGGCAACUUUUCCCUAAGUUGUAAAAUAAUAUUUCAAAAUUCACUUUUUUCAUUUCACCCUAAUGCACAUGUACCUCAGUUUCGAAGGUAUAAACCAUAUGCAAUGGAUUCAUACAAGAGAGCGUGAACAGAUCUUUUUUUUGUCUUCUGAAUUUAAUAGUAAUAUAUGAAAUAUGAUGGAUGCUAUAUUCUUUAUUGUAACAAUAUAUAUCUACAUUUAAAUCCAUAUUGUAUAAGAUUUCUAUAAAGAAGAAUAUAUGAAUUCUGUCACCUUUGUCCAUUUUCAAUGCAAUACAUUUUACACUGGAAUCUUAAACAGAGAUGUAUAAUAUUCCAAAUAUAAGAAAAAAAUUUCUUACUGUGUGUUAGACAUAUCUAUUCCUUAAUAAAUAAUUUACUUGUUUCAGAAUAUAUAUUUUUUUAAUUCGUCAUUACACAAUAAUUGAGCAAUUAAUUUAAAUAUAAUUUUAUUCAAUGUAUUGUGAUCAGAAAUAAAUUAACACAUGCCAUAUUGCCAAUCCGAAA